GGGGGGAAUGUUGACGGUGUAACACCAGGCUGGAGAACCACUGGGCGCCGCUCGCUCGCUUCGCUUCACUGUGAAUUCGUUUUUUUGUUUUAAGCUUCAGCGGCUUCAGUUUUUUAAUAAACUAACUGAUAUUCGAUUUCACCGUCAAUGAGUCGCAGGGGAGGCAGCGAUGACGAAGGCAGCCGGAAGCGCAGAGUCGCGUACGUCUACAGCUCGGACUUCAUCCGGACCUGCGACACUUUGUCCAAAGUGCCGAACCGGGCGCGUAUGGUUCACUCGCUGAUCGAAGCCUACGGGCUGCUGGGACACAUGAGCGUUGUGAAGCCUUGUGUCGCCUCCAUCGAGGAAAUGGCCAAGUUCCACACAGACUCCUACCUGGAGCAUCUUCACAAGAUCAGCCAGGACGGAGACAACGACGACCCCCAGUCGGGCGACUACGGUCUGGGUUACGACUGUCCCGUGGUGGAAGGGAUAUACGACUACGCGGCGUCGGUAGGGGGCGCCACACUGACCGCGGCUCAGUGUCUGCUUGACCAGAACAGCGACGUGGCCAUCAACUGGGCUGGAGGUUGGCACCACGCGAAGAAGGACGAGGCGUCGGGUUUCUGCUACGUGAACGAUGCCGUGUUGGGAAUCCUGAAGCUGAGGGAGAAAUUCGAGCGAGUGCUCUACGUAGACGUCGACCUCCAUCACGGAGACGGUGUGGAAGACGCCUUCAGCUUCACAUCCAAAGUCAUGACCGUCUCUCUGCACAAGUUCUCCCCUGGAUUCUUCCCAGGUACAGGUGACCUGUGUGACACCGGGCUGGGUAAAGGCCGCUGGUACGCCGUCAACGUCCCGCUGGAGGACGGCAUCAAAGACGACAGAUACUUCCAGAUUUUCACCAGCGUGAUGCAGGAAGUGCGGUCGCAGUUUAACCCGGAGGCGGUGGUGAUGCAGCUGGGCGCCGAUACGAUGGCGGGCGACCCCAUGUGCUCCUUUAACAUGACCCCGGUGGGAGUGGGCAAGUGCCUGCAGCACGUCCUGCAGUGGCAGCUCCCCGCGCUGCUGCUGGGAGGAGGAGGUUAUAACCUGGCUAAUACGGCUCGUUGUUGGACCUAUCUGACGGCAGCGGUUCUGGGAAAGACUCUCUCCUCCGAGAUACCAGACCACGAGUUUUUUACAAAAUACGGACCAGACUACUCUCUGGAGAUCAGCCCGAGCUGUCGACCCGACCGCAACGACACCAAACACCUGGACCAGGUCGUCAGCACCAUCAAAGGGAAUUUAAAGAAUGUGGUUUAGGAGCCUGGCGGCCUCCUCCACACACACACACACACACACACACACACACACACACACUCCAUGUUUCCAAACCAGGUCGAUGCUCGGUGGCUUUAAUGAAGACAAUAUGGAGCGGACCCCUUCGGCCCCGAGGCACGGAGCGAACGAGGGAGGGAUGAAGGGAGCGAGAGGGAAGGUUUUGGAAAACAUUAGCUGAGUGUUUCCAGGGAAAACAGUUUAAUAAGGGGGGGGGGGGGGGGGUGGUGAUGUGGUCCCUGUGCUCCGUUCACUGUCUUUAAUUUCUUUUGUUGUUUUUCUUUUCUUUUCUUUUUUAAAGCUACAGUACGUGUGUUUUUGGGUGAAUGACAGAUUUUUUUUUUACAGUGUGUUCAGUGUGGUUAUGUUAAACUGAACUACAAGUUGAACAUUUUGAACUAAAUGGAGAAACAGAUCUUUCAGGUGUCCGGUUCUGUGUUCACCUCGGUGCUGCUGUGAUUUCAACCCCCUGAGGACAGGAGAGCUCUAAAACAGACAGAAACGACAGACGGCCCCCAACGCUCCAGGGUUCUGCCCGGCUCUGGAAAGUCCUGAAAAGUAUGUGGAACGUCCAAAAAACACUCGAGACGGUUUACAAACAAAAGGGUCUGAAAAAAGUUUUGGGGGAAAACAGCCGGUUAGAGAUUUGAAGUUUGCUUGCUCAGCCACGUCGUUUUUUGACCUCUGGGCAAAAAAAACAGCAAAUUAAACAUCUGGAUGGACUUUGGAAUUUUAAAUGGAAGAUAUAUGUAGGGAAAGUUGAACAAUAAGAAAGCUCACAUGGACUUAGGAGGAUUUAGACAGAGAGAGAGAGAGAGAGAGAGAGAAUUCCCAAACUGCUGCAUGUUUCUCCAGGACGACUGGAAAUGAAAAUAUUUCCCAUUCUGUGUGUUUGUCAUGAUAAACCAUAUGGCCUUGACACUAAAGAUGAGUGUGAUCCUGUAAUAACUUCAUCUAAACCGUGUCUUUAACUUUGAUGGAAAUCUGGGAAAUAUGAGAGGAAAGCUGACCUCCGAAAUGGAAAAAUGAUGGAUCCCAGUAGCUAGAAUCAGCGGAGGACAAGCCUCCGCCAAGGACCAACAGUUCCUAAAAAAAGUUCCAAGAAUGACUCCCUGGGAAAUCUGUGAAAACUUGCAAUAUUAAAGUAUGAUUUUUUUUUAAAAUCCUGGAUCCCAGGCCCCCUUGUCCCGAUUCAAACCCAAAAUUUUAUGGAUUCUUUUCUUGGACCUUUGUCCCAAACUCCCACCAAGUUUUCCGUUUGGUUGUUUUUGUGGAAUUUUUGUGAUGAUGCUCACAGACAAUAAAUGUGAAAGAGGGUAAAUUAAGCUAAAGUUUAAAGAUUUGUGUUUGAGAAGUUUGGAAAAAUGUUGUCCCGUCCAAUCGCUGUCCCCAAAUCCUCCCGAUGAAGCAUGUGGGAAGAAAUCCGACAGAAAAGUUUGUAACAUUAUUUGGAUCAAAUAAUAUGAAAGACUGUAUUGGUCAGUUUAUUGAAAAGUUCAUAUUUGACCAUAGAAAAAGUUUGAUGUCCGAACUCAAGGUCUUGACGGGCUGUUUUCUCCCCCGAGCUUUCCACUUCAUGUUGGAGUUCUCCUCCGCCUCCAACAACUCCACCAGCUGUAGGAUUUGGUCAACAGCUCCAGAAAAAAGUGGAGUCACUUGAGUCAAGGGCUUUUUGUCAUGUUACUAUAAAACAUUCUCUGGCCUCCUGCAGGCAGAAGUCGCCGUUUUAGGUUCACAUCUCAAAACUUAUUUGGGGUAUUUCUUAUGUUCUUGCACAUGUUUUCUUAUAAUCCACACAAAAGGGUUUUUUUAAGUUAUUCCGACAAACAUUUAAUCGUCAAUAUUUGUACGCGACAACAUUUUUCACUAAACUGCAAACUCACUCACUGUCGUCCGACCAAAAUUGUCAUGUCCACCGCAGACAAACAUAACAUGUUUUUAAUCUAUUGUAAGAAAAUUGAAAGGAAAUACAUGUAAACAGUUUGUCUUCUCUGUGUCCUGAUGAACAAACCACAGGACGUUUGUUGGAAUAAAAGACGUGAGCGCA
Molecule: messenger RNA, 3346 nt
Organism: Scophthalmus maximus (turbot)
Lineage: Eukaryota; Metazoa; Chordata; Actinopteri; Pleuronectiformes; Scophthalmidae
Gene: hdac8
Product: histone deacetylase 8
Exons: 11
Coding region: 148-1284 (378 amino acids)
Molecular function (GO): histone deacetylase activity
Source: RefSeq, a predicted model, not a curated record